CUGGUGAUUGCAUCACCGAAUUUGCCAGCCCACUUUUGCCAGCCCACCACGACCCUUCGAGUCUCUGGACAGCAAAAUCCCCCGCGCAUGCAGCAAAAUGUCCGACUUCGACGACGAGAUGGACAUCGAUGUCCCGCCGUCCAAGGACAUCACCUUCUCAUCCGACACCGCGGCCAAGGGCAAGCGCAGCGCCGCGAACCUGCCCGUCGAGGCCGAGGACAGCCUGCCAUGGGUUGAGAAGUACCGCCCCGUCUCGCUGUCCGACGUCUCGGGCCACCAGGACAUCCUCGCCACCAUCAACAAGUUCGUCGACUCGAACCGGCUCCCCCACCUCCUCUUCUACGGGCCCCCCGGCACCGGCAAGACGUCCACCAUCCUCGCCCUCGCGCGCCGCAUCUACGGGCACCAAAACAUGCGCCAGAUGGUGCUGGAGCUCAACGCGUCCGACGACCGCGGCAUCGAGGUCGUGCGCGAGCACAUCAAGACCUUCGCCUCCACCAAGCAGAUCUUCACCGCUGGCUCGUCGGCCUCGCGGGCGGGCAUCGCCGGGUUCAAGCUCAUCAUCCUCGACGAGGCCGACGCCAUGACCAACACUGCGCAGAUGGCGCUCCGCCGCAUCAUGGAGAAGUACACGGCCAACACGCGCUUCUGCAUCAUCGCCAACUACGCCCACAAGCUCAGCCCCGCCCUGCUGUCGCGGUGCACGCGCUUCCGCUUCAGCCCGCUGCAUGAGCAGGACAUCCGCGUCCUGGUGGACAAGGUGAUCGAGGAGGAGGGCGUCAAGAUCAUGCCCGACGCCGUGGACUCGCUGGUGCGGCUAAGCAAGGGCGACAUGCGCCGCGCGCUGAACGUGUUGCAGGCGUGUCACGCAUCCAGCACGCCGCUCCAACCUCGCGACGGCCCCAAGAUCCCCGAACAGGACAUCGUCCGCGAGACCAUCACAACAGAGACCAUCUACAACUGCGUGGCAGCGCCGCCGCCGGACGCCAUCAAGAAGAUCCUCAGCACGCUACUGAGCACGAGCGACGUCACGUCCUGCCUGUCGACCAUCAACACGCUCAAGGCGGCGCAGGGGCUGGCGCUGGCCGACAUCAUCACCGCGCUGUCGGAGGAGCUGGUCAAGCUGGAGGUGAAGCCGCAGGUCAUGAUCACGUGGCUGGAGACGCUGGCCGACGUGGAGCACAGGGUGUCGAGCGGCGCGAGCGAGGCGAUACAGACGGCGGCGGUGGUCGGGGCGGUGCGGAACGGAGUGGAGUUGAUGGGCUGAGAGGGGGGGCCGCACCUUGGCUGCUGCAACUUUGUUUGCGUCGUCGGGCGUGGUUUGGUGGGAGGAUAAGCGCGAGAGCGCAGCCGCGGCGGAUGGAUUCCGAGCCGGUCGGACUCGGAAACGAGCCUGUCCGCGAGUGGAAUGGGACACAGGCCGCUACAAUGGCGGAAUCAGGCCGC
Molecule: messenger RNA, 1446 nt
Organism: Thermothielavioides terrestris NRRL 8126
Lineage: Eukaryota; Fungi; Ascomycota; Sordariomycetes; Sordariales; Chaetomiaceae
Exons: 3
Coding region: 98-1267 (389 amino acids)
Biological process (GO): DNA repair; DNA-templated DNA replication
Cellular component (GO): DNA replication factor C complex; Ctf18 RFC-like complex; nucleus
Molecular function (GO): DNA binding; ATP hydrolysis activity; DNA clamp loader activity
Source: RefSeq, a predicted model, not a curated record